GUGGCCAUGAGCACAGGCAAGUACGACUUGGCAAGAAGCAAUUGUCACCAUGUGGCGCAGGCUGUGUACAAUGCUUGUGUUCCAGAUUCCCAUGCGCAAUUGCAGGUUCUCGAGAUUCCGAAUGCUCGGUGGGUUCGUGUGGCUGCGAUCGUGAAGCCCUUGAACUAUUUGGGCCUCAACUUGUUGAAUUCCCAUGCGCUCGGGAGUCAGUCUUGCACGUCACAGUCACAAGGAUCUCAGUCGACGCUGGUGUCGGAAUGCACGGGAAGUUCUUUGCAGCACUUCCCUCUACACACAGUUGGUGAGGCAGGCCAUAUGAAUCCCGGUCACCUGAAAGCGGCCUGCUUGGCGAAGUGGAUCUACAGUCCGAAACGAGAGGAGUUGACAGGUUUGGGAGGGUUACUGAACAUCAACUUGCACGUGCUCAGGCAGAUGGGUGAUGAGAAUCCAACACCAGUGCAGUGGGCAGUCCUGGAAGAUGAGGAUGCCUUCUAUGUGACCUUCAAAGGGACCGACAACUUUGUGGAUGUGGUGAUCGAUUUUGAUCUGACUCUCACGGACUUCUGCGACAUGCGGGUUCACAAUGGCAUCUCAGGGGGGUUGCAGCACAAGCCUCCAGAUGGCAAGAGUGUGCUAGAUGAGCUAGAGGAAUGCCUGGGGAGCGUUUCUGUGCAGAACGCGAAGGAGGUGAUUUUGUGUGGCCAUUCGCUUGGGGGAGGCUACGCGAUCCUGGCCGCCCUCUUCUUGCUCUACCGUGGCUUUCACGUCACGCAGGUGGUGACCUUCGGUGCCCCGCAAGUCUUGGUGCCUGACAUGGACAACCCUGGCUGCCGGUGGUUGGACGAGAUCACCACGCUUUAUGUGAAGCUUG
Molecule: messenger RNA, 871 nt
Organism: Durusdinium trenchii
Lineage: Eukaryota; Dinophyceae; Suessiales; Symbiodiniaceae
Source: the annotation of a GenBank genome assembly